Molecule: messenger RNA, 1903 nt
Organism: Cheilinus undulatus (humphead wrasse)
Lineage: Eukaryota; Metazoa; Chordata; Actinopteri; Labriformes; Labridae
Product: transmembrane protein 42-like
Exons: 3
Coding region: 21-470 (149 amino acids)
Source: RefSeq, a predicted model, not a curated record
UUCCUGGACCCUGUGCAGAGAUGUUGCUAGGGUCUUUCUAUGCGUUAUUUGCGGGGUUUUGGGGUGCGGCAGCUUCUUUGUCUGCUAAGCUGACCCUCGGUGCGGAUUACCUCAGAGACAUGUGUGAAUCCUGGACCAGACAGACGGAGACACACGGAGAGACUGCAGUUUGUGACUGGCUCCACAUCCCUCUGCGGCUGCUGUGUGCUGGUCUGCUGUUCACCUGUAACACCGUCAUGUGGACCUUCUUCUCCAAAGCUCUCAGGCACUGCUCAUCCUCAGCCAGGGCCACCGUCACUACCACUGCAUCCAACUUCAUCUCCUCAGCUGUCAUGGGGAGGCUGAUUUUCGGAGAGACCCAUGCAGCUCUGUGGUGGGUGGGCAUCUCUCUCACUCUUUGUGGACUGCUGGUGCUUCAUGGAUCCACACCUCAGACUCUUUCACAAGAAGAGGAGAAAAAGGACACGUGAGGCAGCUUUGGCUCCUCACAAGUAUGCAGACUCUGCUGUUCAGCCACAGUCACAAAAACUGUGGGUCGACACAUAAUGUAUCUUCUCAGGGAUUUUAAAGUUCUUAUGGAAAAAUGAAAUUCCCACAACAUCAGAAACAACCAAAAAGACAGUGUAAAACUCUUACAGAAAGCUGGGAACACAUUACGAGAUAAUUGUGCCGGUUGUCUGCCUGAUUUUGCUCGGCUUACCAGAGCUUUCUAAAGAUUAUCUUGACGUAUUUUUCUGUGGUGUGGUACGGGUGAUCUAUUUUUCCUCUCCGAUUUUCUCGGAAAACUAUCCGAGCUGCCCUGAGUUGAGAUUGUAACUAUUAAACAUGCUCAGAAUUUACAAUCAGCAAUCAGGAUGUAUUAGGGGAACACUGGAUUGUGAUGUGGAGUAGAACAAACGCCACUAAUCACAAGCUGACCAAAAGAGGAAGCACAACAAACACAGCUAUGGCAGUGAUAGUAAAGGAAUGGAGGAGCAACUUGUUGAUUUGUGGCAACAACAUUACUGCUUUAGGCAUGUAGGGGGCUUGUAUUGCUCUCUCUCAACCCCUGGGUUGUGGCAUAUUGGGCCACAAUUAGGGCUGAAUGAUUUGAAAAAAUAAUCUGAUGUAUUUUUAACAAACACAAGUAAAAAUCAUUCUAGAUAAGGCUGAAUUAUUUUGAGAAAAGGCCAAAUGAACCAUUGUUUUGAAGGGAAUGAUCAUUUUUAUGUCAUUCCCAAUGUUAAUUAGAAAACAUUUACAAAAAAGAGGAAAGUAGGAUUUAUUUUUCCAAUCUGUUCUAGCAAAGAAAUUACAUUUGAAUGUUUGCAUGUGUGGAGCUUAACAUCUCUGCUGCAAAAAUAUUAGCUAUAAAGUGGAGUUUUGAAACACAUUUCAGGUUAAAUAAAAGUUGUACCUCCUGCAAUUUGAAAAAUGCAGCAAGACAUUGCGAUUUAAUCAAAAUUUGGAUCGAUUGCCCAGCCCUAGCCACAACCCAGGUCUGGAGAGAGGCGGCUAGAGUCAAGCUUGACACGUGUAGAAACACGUAGCUGUAGAUCAGCAGCCAAGGUCAAGCUAAACAGCAUUUCUUUCAUCCAGACCUUGUUUCCCCUGGUGAUACACCCAGAGACCACCAGCAUUUUUCAGGACCCUGGCAACCCUACUGCUCACCCAUACUGUACCCUAGACCAGUGGUUCUCAACUGUGGGGUUGGGACCCAAAAGUGAGUUGUGAAGCUCUUUCCAGUGGGUUGCAAAUGUGUGCUCGAAAAAAAAAAAACAUGGCAGAUAUUCUAUAUACAAUAGACAGGGUGAAACCAUACAUUCUUUAAAGGUUUUCCUAUAACUAAGAGCAAAGUUAUAUUGGUGUCCCCAAUAUAACAAGGAAAUUCCUGAAAAUAAUUAACAAAAUUUGCUGUCUUGGA